CCUACCCACGUAGCUCCCAGAGGGGUGCGCUUCUUUUGAGUGAAGGGAGAACGCGAUAGUACAGUAAACCAGUGCGAAAAUACAUUAUUAUUGAGUCUUUUCAUAUUAUUACCAAAGAAUAAGGUCUGGACACGUGGUUUGCUAUUCUCCGUUUCUUGCUAGUUUUAACUACUGGAUUAAAUUGAAUCAUGCUAAAUUAAGUGGUAAAUCUAAGCCGCAUGACGUGAUGAUGAUGAAUUUGCGUUGACGUAGUUAACGUUAUAGGCCUAUUGAUUAACUACAUCCGUUGAUGAGGAUUGUGUGAUGUGGUUGAAAGCUCAACAAAUCUAGAAAAUUAGCCUUGAGUCAAUAUUACUUUGUAAAUCUAUACCGCCAACGUUUAAAAUUAAAAAGUGUAAAAGCUAUUUGCUGGUCUUUGUUCGAAGGUGGCGGGCUACGUGGGUCCAUAAAUCGAGCGCACCUGUAUGUCUCCUUCAUAGGGGGAGCCUGUCAAGUUUGUGUGAAGUUGUGAAAAGUUGUCAACCCGAAAAAAAAGAGCAGAGAAACUCCUCCCGUCUUCAAAUUAUGAGCAAUCAGCAGCAGGGUGAAAUGGCCGCUGUGGAGAGCGGUGGAGGCUACAGUCAAAAGCGAAACACCAACUCGCAAGACUCGCAGCAGCCAUCUCCUCUUGCCUUGUUGGCAGCCACGUGUAGUCGAAUUGACACCCCAGGAGAGAAUGAUUCACCUGCAGACCAACAUCAACAAAACCAGCAGCAACAGCUGGAAAUAAACCAGGGUGUUUUCACCUCCAGUGCUAACGGCUGGCAGGUUAUCCCUCUUAGCGUUCAAGCAACCUCAGGCACUAACACCAUCACCACCGACUCCUUAGGGGUGAUGACAGCAGACAUGGGCAAGAGUAGACAGUUGCUGUCACCAUCAGCAACUGUCGUGAGUACUCAGGGACAGCAGCAGCAUCAGCAGCCACAGCAAUAUGUAGUAGCUCAGGCUCCAUCGAUGCAGGGUCAGCAGAUGCUUACCGCCAUAUCAGGUAUGAUGCCCAACAUCCAGUACCAGGUUAUUCCCCAGUUUCAGACAGUAGAUGGCCAGCCACUGCAGUUGGCACACGCUCAGCAGGAUUCUGCUUUAACUGCUGCUCCAGGCCAGCAGUUUCAGCUAGUGUCAUCUGCUAAUGGCCAGCAGAUCAUAGCUGCAACCAACAGAGCUGGUGCUGCAGGAAACAUCAUAACGAUGCCCAGUCUCCUUCAGGGAGCCAUCCCCAUACAAAAUAUAAGCUUAGGCAAUGGCAUGUUACAAACCCAGCCCCAGUUCCUGGCAAAUAUGCCCGUGUCACUAAAUGGAAACAUCACUUUUUUGCCCGUCAGCACUGGAACAAGUGGAGGAGAUGCAAAUGGUGGAGGGGAUACAGGGGGAAACCAACUUAUACAGCAACAUCCAGUGUCCAGUGGGGCAGGUUACAUGACGAGUGCGUCCACUCUCACCACACAGGCUGCCUCUUCAUAUGGAAUGACUCAAACUCAGAACAGCAAUGGAGUGUUGACGGGGACAUUCCAGCAGAACACAGUAUCUUCUCUGGGUGUCCCGAUACAGCCAGACAACAGAGACGGGCAGCAGCCACAACAAAUCCUCAUCCAGCCACAGCAGGUUAUCCAAGGUGGAACAUCCCUCCAGACCAUCCAGGCCGGUACUGUUGCGACCACUGGGGCUCAGGUAUUUGCGACUCCGACACUCAGCCAGGAAGGGCUUCAAAAUCUUCAAAUUAUGCCGAAUACAGGCCCCAUCCUCCUGCGCACCGUAGGCCCCAAUGGCCAGGUGAGCUGGCAGACCAUUCAGAUCCAGAGUCAGGCAGGACCGCAAAUCACGCUGGCCCAGAUGCAAUCUCUCCCCCAACUUGGCCAGACUGCUUCUGCAGGUGGGGGAGUUUCUGUCAACACAGUGCAAAUUCCAGGCAUCCAGACCAUAAAUCUCAACACACUCGGAGGUUCCGGGCUGCAGAUGCACCAGCUGCAGACUGUUCCCAUCACCAUCGCUAGCUCAGCAGGAGAACAGCUGCAGACAGGCGGAGACAGUUUGGAUGAUGGUGCACCUAUGGAGGACGGGGACAUCAGCCCACCACCUCAAGGACGACGCAACCGCAGGGAAGCCUGUACCUGCCCCUUCUGCAAGGAUGGAGAGGGACGGGACCCGACUAAAAAGAAGCAGCACAUUUGUCACAUCUCUGGCUGUGGGAAGGUCUACGGCAAGACGUCCCACCUGAGGGCCCACUUGCGUUGGCACACAGGAGAACGACCCUUCGUCUGCAGCUGGUCCUUUUGUGGCAAACGAUUUACCCGUUCAGAUGAGCUCCAGCGCCAUAAGAGGACGCACACAGGUGAAAAAAGGUUUGUCUGCCCCGAGUGUCCUAAACGCUUCAUGCGCAGCGAUCACCUCUCCAAGCACAUCAAAACCCACAUGAACAAGAAAGCAGUCGCCACCAGCAGCACCGCCGUCUCAGCCGACGCUGCAGAAACAAAAGUCGGCACAGGAGCGGUGUCGGCCGGCGACCAGCACACCAUCGUCACCAUGGAAACCUUAUCUGCAGAGAGCAUAGCUCGGUUAGCCAACAGCGGGAUCAACAUGAUGCAAGUGGACCUUCACCAUAUUAACGGUAACAGCUACUAAGGACGGUGGAGGAGCGGGGAGACGGCCUUUGGUGGAUGUUGCUUUAGGACAUGUGGGGUUAAAAAGGGCCGACACAGAACCUCUCACGGGCUUCAGACAGGAGAGACGCUCGCAGGUGCAACGCAACGGACACUAUUGAAUCUUGUAUUUAGAUAUAUCUGUGGUAUAGAAGGGUCAGAGUUUGAGGAGAAUGUUUGGACUAGGGACAUCAUGAGUUCCCCUGAGUUUAAAUGGCACUACCCCAACAUCUGUCCCACACAAAGACUCACUCUUACCCGAUGGUGGGAUUGCAAUAACACACCCACAGACCGGCACCCUUGAUGCUGAAUUAGUAGCUAAUAAUAACAUCCCGACUGCAAGCGUCUUUAGUAAAGAGAUGACGAUACUAAGUCAGACUCUCACCCUGGUUUCCGAGGCCGUUCGCUCCUCGUCCCUCUUCUCCUCGGGUAUCUCCGGCCCCCCUAGACCGGGCUGCUGUAUCAGCCUGGCCCCUCAGGCUAACUGACCUAUAAUGCUAAACAUCCCCCCUAAAAUUGUAAGUAUAACAAUCUUGUGCCGAAAAUAUUUUGUAUUGUUUCUCACAUUUCUAUUUUAAUAAUCCCAGCAUCAUAGGAAUAAUCUGAGAAGUGUUUUAGGGUGAACCGUUGAGAGGACGGCCGGAGUACUAAAGGUCCCGACCGGGUCACAGCCAGACGCACUAAUCCGUGCGAGGACGUAGGUGUGCCAGGGCACUGACAUCCUGAGAAGAACUCUUUAACCUCUGCAGUAGGUACACACACACUCAAGCCAUCAUGCUUUGAUACGUUUAUCAUAGCGAAACAUUUUGAUUUUUUUAUGUAUAUAUAUAUAUUUUUGGUAAAGGCUACAGAAAUUCUUAGCUUAGGCAGGAUCAUCUUACAUGAUUGCCUUUCAGUUGUAUGAACCUCAUGCACAAUCAAUCUUAAUCUUAUGUUAUUACUUUUAUAUAUAUAUAUAUAUAUAUAUGUAGAUUAAAUGUUUAAAUUUAAGAGCCUUUCUGUCAUAGAAUAAUGUAUUCUAUACAGUCCAGAUCUUCCCAGUACCUUUUUGUUUUUGCUCCCGUGGUAUACUCGUCUUUGCCUUGCAGUUACGUCAGUUUUCUUUUGGUGGAAAACUUUUUUUUGUUUCUUCUUCUAGUUUAAAUCGGGUCAGAAGUAUUUUUGUAAUGUCCAGACUGCAUAAAUAUGCAAGCUCAAAACCAAAGGUUCAUACUCAUUUUAUAAGCAAAACUAGUACGUCUGUCUUUGGUCCAUGAACUUCCUAUUCAUUUUUACUCGUGUAUUGCAUACGUUAAAGUUCUAACUGGAAAAGAUCCGGCUUGAGGCAAGCACCGGACACGCAUCCCUUUGUUGUCCAAAUAAAUAAGUUGCAAAAUGUGUUGGUCAAUAUUUCUUUCCUGAAAGAUGCUUCUCACACUGUUGAAAUGGUUGAUGUUUAUUUGACAAAGAUAAUUGUAACGUAUGUUUAAAAGCUCUCCCUUGAAACUCUAUAGACUAAGUUCAUCAGACAAGUGCUCUUACUUUUUUUUCUUUGAAGGGAUUUUAUAUUGUGUGUCUAUACAACUACUGCAAAUGCCAACAGCUGGAUUAAAAUUCUGAAUAUACUUGUCUCUUCUUUGCAAACUUGUCUCAAUCUCACAAACGGAUGAUUAAAAAAUAUAUACGUUCAUGUAAAA
Anarrhichthys ocellatus (wolf-eel) is the source of this 4351-nucleotide messenger RNA. It is a transcript of the gene sp1, whose product is annotated as sp1 transcription factor. The record is from RefSeq and is a predicted model, not a curated record. Gene Ontology annotation, molecular function: RNA polymerase II cis-regulatory region sequence-specific DNA binding; DNA-binding transcription factor activity, RNA polymerase II-specific. Lineage: Eukaryota; Metazoa; Chordata; Actinopteri; Perciformes; Anarhichadidae. Bases 565 to 2658 code for a protein of 697 amino acids. Gene Ontology annotation, biological process: regulation of transcription by RNA polymerase II. The transcript has 6 exons.